UUUACUAAGAAAAUUUCAACUGUUUCUGUACUAUACAAGUUUUUUUAUUUUGCAAAAGCUAGGUCGUUAGGAGGAAUAUCAUCAUGCAAAAAUAUGAAAAACUUGAAAAAAUUGGUGAAGGUACUUAUGGCACAGUUUUUAAAGGCCGUAAUAGAGAUACAAUGGAAAUUGUAGCUCUUAAACGGGUUAGAUUAGAUGAAGAUGAUGAAGGGGUACCCAGUUCAGCACUACGAGAAAUAUGCCUUCUUAAAGAAUUAAAACAUAAAAAUAUUGUGCGACUUUAUGAUGUCUUACAUUCCGAUAAAAAAUUAACAUUAGUAUUUGAACAUUGUGAUCAAGAUCUAAAAAAGUACUUUGAUAGUUUAAAUGGAGAUAUAGACUUAGAUGUUUGUAAGAGUUUUAUGUAUCAAUUAUUAAGAGGGCUAGCAUUUUGUCACAGUCACAACGUGCUACAUCGGGAUUUAAAACCACAAAAUUUAUUAAUCAAUAAAAACGGAGAACUUAAGUUAGCUGAUUUUGGUUUGGCUCGUGCUUUUGGUAUACCAGUCAAAUGUUAUUCAGCAGAAGUUGUGACACUUUGGUAUAGGCCACCAGAUGUAUUGUUUGGUGCAAAGUUAUAUACAACUAGUAUUGACAUGUGGUCCGCCGGAUGUAUUUUUGCGGAGCUUGCUGAUGCUGGUCGCCCACUUUUCCCAGGUUCCGAUGUUUUGGAUCAAUUGAUGAGAAUAUUUAGAGUGCUAGGUACACCAACUGAAGAAAGCUGGCCUGGUGUUACACAUUUAUCCGAUUACGUAUCACUGCCAUCUUUUCCUCCAAUAAGUUCUUGGAGCCAAAUUGUGCCAAGAUUGAAUUCAAAAGGGAGAGAUUUAUUACAAAAACUUUUAGUUUGCCGACCAAAUCAAAGGAUAAGCGCGGAGGAGGCAAUGCAGCAUCCCUAUUUUACAGAAAGUUAAAGAGAUUUUCUAUCAAAUGUCUUCAUUACAAAGUUGAAAUAAGAAUAGCGGUUUAUAUUUGGAAAAAUCAAAUUAAGUCCAGAUAAAAUUAAGAGAUAACAUUUCUGUAUCAGAAUUUUAUGCAAAUGCAUGAUUUGGCAAAAAUUUAAAGAAUGAAAUUAUUUAAUAUAAGAAGUUUAUAAAUUAUGUAAGAAACACAGACAUAGCAAUAUUAUGCUGUUUGUAAGCUCCAAAGAUAUUAAAAAUUGUAAUUUAAGUUCAAAACAA
Molecule: messenger RNA, 1220 nt
Organism: Condylostylus longicornis
Lineage: Eukaryota; Metazoa; Arthropoda; Insecta; Diptera; Dolichopodidae
Gene: Cdk5
Product: cyclin-dependent kinase 5 homolog
Exons: 3
Coding region: 84-953 (289 amino acids)
Biological process (GO): axonogenesis; protein phosphorylation; neuron apoptotic process
Cellular component (GO): cytoplasm; nucleus
Molecular function (GO): ATP binding; cyclin-dependent protein serine/threonine kinase activity
Source: RefSeq, a predicted model, not a curated record